CUUGCCUUGCCUCAGAACAUCCCAAACUUGACACCAUGAAGAUCCCAGUUCUUGCUGCUGUGGUUCUCCUCUCUCUCCUGGCGCUCCACUCUGCUCAGGGGGCUACCCUGGGCAGUUCUGAGGAAGGAAUCAUUGGUAAUAAAGCGGCAGGAAUCAAGGAGACCGCUUAUGCCCAGUUUCCGAACACUGAAAAGUCGCGACCUGUUCUUACGGGUAAUGAAUUCCUGAACUGGAAGGCCCUCUUCGAGUCUGUCAAAAGGAGACUUCCUUUCGUCAACUGGGAUGCUUUUCCUAAGCUGAGAGGAAUGAUGGGUAAAGCUGCGGAUGCCCAAUGACCAGCCCCUUCGAGACCCAGCACUGCUGAUACCACUGAAAGAGGGGGCCAGUGUGGGAUCUGAUCACCAUCUUAUCUAUGAUCACUCUUUGCUGCCUCAGUAACUCCAAUAAAAUGUUUUCCAAACAAA
Messenger RNA from Aethalodelphis obliquidens (Pacific white-sided dolphin), 464 nucleotides. It is a transcript of the gene KRTDAP, whose product is annotated as keratinocyte differentiation associated protein. Gene Ontology annotation, cellular component: extracellular region. Lineage: Eukaryota; Metazoa; Chordata; Mammalia; Artiodactyla; Delphinidae. The transcript has 6 exons. The record is from RefSeq and is a predicted model, not a curated record. Gene Ontology annotation, biological process: epidermis development. The coding region runs from base 36 to 335 and encodes 99 amino acids.